Cloeon dipterum is the source of this 522-nucleotide messenger RNA. RefSeq lists its product as uncharacterized. The transcript has 2 exons. The record is from RefSeq and is a predicted model, not a curated record. NCBI's taxonomy places the organism in Eukaryota, Metazoa, Arthropoda, Insecta, Ephemeroptera, Baetidae. Bases 73 to 411 code for a protein of 112 amino acids.
CACAUUAGACCGGCUCUCGCAGUAUAAAAAGCAAACGAGCUGCUCGAGGAGCAUCAGUCACUCGCAACAACAAUGGCAAGCAAAAUCGUGUCCGUCGCUCUGUUCGCAUGCCUGGUGCUGGCCAGUGAGGCGAAGCCGCAGCUGUUUGCCACCCCGGCCGUCGUGGCAACCCCCGUGGCCACCGUGCGCUCUUCUGCGGCCCUGAGCGCGCACCCCGUGCCCGGCACCAACCUGAUCAGUGGCUACAGCUCGCAGGCCGUGCACCAGAUCUCCAGGUCGACCCUUCUAACAGUGCCGGCCGCCUCCUACGUCGCCGCCCCCUACGUCACCGCCCGAUACCUGUCCUCGCCCUAUGUGUCAGCCCGCUACGUGUCUGCACCCCUUGUCUCCGCACCCACCUACUACGUUUAAAAUAAAAACGUGUGUAACUUACCCCGACUGCGCAAUGCCAAGGAUUCUGUAAAUUAAAUUGUAAAAAAUCAAAUUAAUGCAAUAAAUUAUUGUAGAAUUAUAUGCAAAUUA